AUGUUAUAUGUAUUUCUAGUAGAUACAGGCACCAUGUUGACCUUUGACAUGAACCUGGCCAUGGAAAGUGUGUCUAAAUUACAAACUGUAAUAUCAAGAGCUUGUCAUAUCUCGGAAGAUAAACAAGUAUUGUUGAUUAGUGGUGGAGAGAGUUUAGAUCCUCAUGCUAGAGUAGGGCGGUACUCAGCUGGCACUGAUACAAAUCCAAUCUAUUUAUUCAGUAAAACAACAAUAGAAGCUGCCACCCCACCAUCACCUAGUGUACAUCAUGGAUCAGGUAAGGAUUUACUGACAGGUCAAUGA
Messenger RNA from Lottia gigantea (owl limpet), 303 nucleotides. RefSeq lists its product as hypothetical. The transcript is spliced from 3 exons. The coding region runs from base 1 to 303 and encodes 100 amino acids. Gene Ontology annotation, molecular function: molecular adaptor activity; protein kinase binding. The record is from RefSeq and is a predicted model, not a curated record. Gene Ontology annotation, biological process: piecemeal microautophagy of the nucleus; autophagy of mitochondrion; reticulophagy. NCBI's taxonomy places the organism in Eukaryota, Metazoa, Mollusca, Gastropoda, Lottiidae. Gene Ontology annotation, cellular component: phagophore assembly site membrane; Atg1/ULK1 kinase complex; extrinsic component of membrane.